UUGCCGAUACAAUCCGUAGAAUUCGAAAUCCAUUUAAAAUAGUGAAUGCAUCUGGGAAGCAACUUUUUUAUCAAGCAGUCAUACAGCAAAUAAAUUAAGGAUUCUUGUUUUCUAUUCUAAAGUUCUCCCUUCUUCAGAGCUAAAUUGCGAAUCACAUUCACAAAAAUCCCAUUUUUAAAGAAAAAAAUACCUUUUCUUCUACUCUGUACAAAAAAGAUUAACUUGGCUACUUCUCCUACAGUUUUUUAUUCUCUUGAUCUUCUUUUAUGAACACUUUUUAUUUGGGGUGGGGGUAUUCUUGAAAGGUGGGGUUUUGUUUACUUUCUUAUUUAGCUAUUCUUUUCUUUGAUUCUUGACCCAUCAUUUUUUCUUAACUUCUUUACCAGAUUCCCACCUGGUGUUUUGCUUUUAUUAUUACUACUAUUAUUAUUAUUUUGUUUCCCACACAAUCACAUGCUUCUUCUUCUGUUUGUCUGAUCUUAGAUUGGAUCAGAAGGUUCAUUUUUUCCCCACUUUGAAGAAGAACAAGAGAGAAAGAGAAAGUGAGGGGUCUUUUUGUGGGCUUAAAUGUUGAGUGCUUGGAAGAAAAGAAGAAAGCAAGCAAGAACCAGGGAGGAAUAGUCCGCUUCUGCUGGUAUUGUAUUAUUGGGGAUUUUGAGUUAGCAGUUGAAUCACCUAGUGCUUAAUGAUCGAAAUCGGUUUCCAUUGGAAAAAAAAAGUUGAUAGCAUAUUUUUCAACUCCUGAGGCAUGGCGGCUAUUGAUGUUUCAAAGUAUGUACAUAGUGCUGUGCACAAGGCCGUGGCAAUGAGAGAUUACUCCGGGCUCAGGAGGAUACUCGCCACUCUACCACGGGUUAGUAACCCGACUGAGAUUCAAACAGAAGCAGCCUCAUUGGCUGAGGAAGAGAAGGCCGAUGCGAUCGCUGCCGUGAUUGAUAGGCGGGAUGUUCCUAAACGGGAUACACCUCUUCACUUGGCUGUUAAGCUUGGUGAUGAAACUGCAACUGAAAUGCUUAUGGUUGCUGGUGCUGAUUGGAGCUUGCAAAAUGAACAAGGAUGGAGUGCACUCCAAGAAGCAAUUUGUAAUAAGGAAGAAGCUAUUUCUAUGAUUAUUGUUCGGCAUUACCAGCCAUUGGCAUGGGCAAAAUGGUGUAGAAGGUUGCCUCUCUUGGUAGGAACUAUGCGAAGGAUGAGAGAUUUUUACAUGGAAAUCACAUUCCAUUUUGAGAGUUCUGUGAUUCCUUUCAUUUCCAGAAUUGCUCCAUCAGACACAUAUAAAAUUUGGAAGAGAGGAGCAAAUUUGAGAGCUGAUAUGACUUUGGCUGGAUUUGAUGGGUUCCGAAUUCAGCGGUCAGAUCAAAGUAUUCUUUUCCUUGGUGAUGGUUCUGAGGAUGGGAAGGUUCCUCCUGGUUCACUUUGUAUGAUUACGCAUAAGGAUAAAGAGGUGAUAAAUGCUUUGGACGGUGCUGGUUCUCAAGCAACUGAAGAAGAGGUUCGACAAGAAGUGCUUGCAAUGUCUCAGACUAAUAUAUUCAGGCCCGGGAUAGAUGUAACACAGGCGGUUCUUUUGCCACAAUUGACAUGGAGGCGACAAGAGAAAGCAGAAAUGGUAGGUGCCUGGAAGGCUAAGGUGUAUGAUAUGCACAAUGUUGUUGUAAGCGUCAAAUCUAGGAGGGUGCCUGGGGCCAUGACAGAUGAUGAAUUCCUUGCAGCUUCCAAUGGAAAUGAAGCAGAGAGCGAAGAGCUUGAUGAGAUAUUGACGGAAGAUGAAAGGAGGCAACUCGAACUUGCUCUUAAGUUGGAUUCUUCAGAAAUAUCCAAUGAGAAUGGUGAUGGCAUUAUUGGGCAUCAACAUAGUUGUUAUGAGCCAAGGGAAAUUUCUAUCAAGGAGUCCAAUGGUUAUAAAAAUGGAGAGACUAAGCAGGAAAAGAAAGGAUGGUUUGGCGGAUGGAGGAAACGGGAGCCAAGGCAAGAGACGCAGAAGAAGAUCGUAUCACCGAGGAGUUCUGUGUGUGUAGAUGAAAAGGUAAGUGAUUUGCUGGGAGACUUUCCAUCCGAUAGUCAUAUCAAACCUGGUAGACAUUCUGUGGAGAUUGCAGCAAGGCACGAUCAUCGGAGGAUAAGAGAUUCGAAGACGUCUAUUUCCAUGAAUUCGGAGAUUGGUAAUUGGCACAGGGAUGGUGGCCGCGAGAAUGAAUAUAAGAAAGGAUUGAGGCCUAUUCUUUGGCUUUCUCCAAACUUCCCAUUGCAAACUGAAGAACUUCUGCCGUUGCUAGACAUUCUUGCAAACAAGGUCAAGGCAAUUCGUCGAUUAAGAGAACUGCUGACUACAAAGCUUCCUGCGGGAACCUUCCCUGUCAAGGUUGCUAUUCCAGUGGUUCCAACCAUCAGAGUAUUGGUUACUUUUACGAAGUUUGAAGAGCUACAGCCAGUGGACGAGUUCUCUACACCCCCUUCAAGCCCCACUACUAGCCGUGAAAGCCCUGCGGUGACACAUUCCUCAGGCUCAUCUUGGUUUCAGUGGAUAAAGGCACCAUAUCACCGUCCUAGCUCAUCGAAUUAUAGUUGCAAUAAGAUAGAAAAUCUUCAAGAUCCAUUUGCAAUUCCUCCAGAUUACACUUGGAUUACAGCUGAAGCAAAGAAAAAAAAGAUGCGAGAGAAGAGCAAAUUGCAAAAAGUUAAGAGUCAGAAUCGAUGAGGUCGGGCUAAGAUCUGGUUGUAAAAAGAAAAAAGGGGUACCAAACAGGAGAUAGUGUUUUCAUUAAUGCAUAAAAGUUGUGUUUCUGUUAAUGAAGAAAGGAAAUAGAAAAAUAGAUGAUUGGGGCUUGGUUUAUAUAUGUAGCGGGAAAAUUUGGUAUAUCAUGUGAUUCUUUCAGCAUUUGCAUGGCAUGUGGGAGUGGGAGGUUACUGAUUUACAUCUUAUACCUGUGACUAACUCUUGACAACAUUUACUGACACAAUUGGUAAAGUUUUUAUUGCUGGCAGCAAAUUCUAUUUGUAACCAUAUAAUUUAGAUCAUUUGCUUGGAGUGCUCAUGAUGUUUUCUAGUUUUUAUCUGUUUUUCUUUUUACAAGUAAAACUUGUUUUUAUUUACUCUGUAUUGGUUGGUUCCUCACAAUGGACAUGUUUGUCUCUUUUGGAUGAUUCA
Molecule: messenger RNA, 3148 nt
Organism: Gossypium raimondii (Peruvian cotton)
Lineage: Eukaryota; Viridiplantae; Streptophyta; Magnoliopsida; Malvales; Malvaceae
Exons: 3
Coding region: 749-2698 (649 amino acids)
Cellular component (GO): cytoplasm
Molecular function (GO): protein binding
Source: RefSeq, a predicted model, not a curated record